Drosophila willistoni is the source of this 233-nucleotide messenger RNA. RefSeq lists its product as uncharacterized. The transcript has 2 exons. The coding region runs from base 4 to 171 and encodes 55 amino acids. The record is from RefSeq and is a predicted model, not a curated record. Lineage: Eukaryota; Metazoa; Arthropoda; Insecta; Diptera; Drosophilidae.
AAGAUGUGGCUAAUGCAGUUUCUGCUCCUGGUGGCCUGCUGUUGCUCUGCAUGCCUGGCCACUGUCACGCCCAUGUGGAAUCUUAAUCAAGUGGGCGAUUAUUUUAAUGGAAUUUUCCGCUCAAUUGUUGGACCUUUCCUAGGUCUUGGCAAUGCCACAAGGACUUCAUAGGCAACUCCAUUGACAUCAUGUCCUUAUCCUCAUCAUAAUCAUCAUUAAUCCUUACCGCACUA